ACAAUCCGACAAGAUGAGCACGCAAACAGAAGACUCUCGACCAUCGCAACUCAGCGCCAACGGCCAUACCUCUCCAACCUGCUGGGAAGAAGACGGUUUCAUCAACAGACGGCUGCCAAAGGAGCUCAUUCUUAGAAUCUUCUCGUUUUUGGACGUCGUGUCGCUCUGUCGAUGCGCUCAGGUGUCCAAGUUGUGGAAUGUGUUGGCGCUUGACGGCAGUAACUGGCAGACAAUAGACUUGUUAGACUUCCAAGCAGCGAUUCAGAAUUACACAGUCGAGAAAAUGUCAGAACGUUGUGGCGGCUUUCUCAAGAAACUUAGUCUACAAGGUUGUGAAACAGUAAACGAUGAAGCAUUGAGAAUAUUUGCACAACAUUGUAACAACAUCGAGGAGCUAGAUCUCUCACAUUGUGUUAAGAUAACAGAUAGAAUAGCGGUGAAUUUGAGUGUGCAUUGUCAGAAAUUGAAGUCAUUGAAUCUGUCAUCAUGUCCAGACGUAACGGACAGCACUUGCUACAAUUUAGGAGUUGGCUGUCCUCAUCUGUCUAUACUAAAGCUUGCCUGGUGCUCACAAAUCUCUCCUAAAGGCAUCAAGGCAAUAGCAGAAGGAGCCGUCAAUCUCCACACAAUAGUACUGCAAGGAUGUCCAAAUAUAAACGAUGAAGCUAUUUGUGAUUUAGUUGAGAGAUGCAGGAAGUUACACGUAGCGAAUUUCAGCGGCUGUAGACUGGUGACAGACAAUGGAGUGAAGUCUCUUUGCCAAAACUGUGAUCAGCUGGAAAAGGUUUUUCUCUCCCAGUGUACAGCACUAACCGACGAGUCACUUAAACAUCUUGGAAACUACUGCUCAAGUCUCAAAGUGUUAGAAGUUGCUGGUUGUCACAUGAUGACAGAUAACGGUUUUAAUGUGUUGGCGCAGGGUUGCACACAGUUGAUGAGGAUGGAUUUAGAGGAGUGUGUUCUGAUUACAGACAAUGUUCUUACAUAUCUUGGAACCAACUGUCCAAGAAUAGAACAUCUGAGUCUUUCACAUUGUGAGUUACUGACUGAUGAAGGCAUUCGGUCAUUAUCCCUUGGAGUAUGUGCAACGGAAAAUCUAAGAAUCAUUGAACUGGACAACUGCCCCCUCAUCACAGACUUUGCACUAGAACAGCUUAUGGUGUGUCAGGCCUUGGAGAGAAUUGAAUUGUAUGACUGUCAGUUAAUCACGAGAGCUGGAAUCAGGAGACUGAGGAAUCAUCUGCCUGGAUUAAAGGUGCAUGCAUACUUUGCACCUGCUACACCGCCACAACAAGUGGCCAGCAGUGGAAGGCGACCGUGUCGCUGCUGUGUGAUUAUUUAGCAAGAUAUGUUCAUGACAAGACAGUCGACUGACCGUAACCAGAAUGUGUAAUUACAUGUAGGCUAACAGCAUGGAUGAUAUAAGAGAGGUGGGACAACAUAUUUAUGAUGAGGGAGUAAAUGUGAAAUUUUAGUUGUGAAAAUCACUAUUAAGGAAUUAGUAUGCAUUUGACUACAAUAGUGUAAACUGAAUUUCAAUGUUGAAGUUGCCUCAAAUCUAAUACAAAUGUCUACAAUCUGGCAUGUGCUUUAUAGUGGCAUUGCAAAUGUAGUCAUCUUACCUGUCCAAUUUGUC
Molecule: messenger RNA, 1636 nt
Organism: Corticium candelabrum
Lineage: Eukaryota; Metazoa; Porifera; Homoscleromorpha; Homosclerophorida; Plakinidae
Product: F-box/LRR-repeat protein 2-like
Exons: 15
Coding region: 14-1342 (442 amino acids)
Cellular component (GO): cytoplasm
Molecular function (GO): protein binding
Source: RefSeq, a predicted model, not a curated record